Messenger RNA from Drosophila eugracilis, 1246 nucleotides. RefSeq lists its product as uncharacterized. The transcript is spliced from 4 exons. Lineage: Eukaryota; Metazoa; Arthropoda; Insecta; Diptera; Drosophilidae. The coding region runs from base 159 to 1166 and encodes 335 amino acids. The record is from RefSeq and is a predicted model, not a curated record.
UUUAUUACAAAACAAUAACACAUUCCGAAAAGUAAACACACGGCACACGCACCUACAAAACGCACAGCCCGCAGUAACGCGGUAACCAAACGAAAAAGAAAAAAAAAACUAAACCAAAGUUACAAUUGAAGCUUUUGUUUCCGGUCAAGGGAUCCAAGAUGCCCCGCGUGAAGCCCACCAAGAAGCUCGAUGUCCUGGGAAAUCUUGACCUGCGGCCCGAGGAAGCCGUGGGCGACUACAUCUGCUCUAAGCAGCAAAACAAGUUCUUUGUGAUUCCACCCAACUCGGACUCUGCGGGCGAUUCCAUCGAGUUGAUAUACGUGAAUAAUCUCCGCGAGCACAAUGCCAUGCUCAAGUUGCAGGACGAGAUGCUAUCCAGUGCCAAGCGGCAGACCAAGGUGAACUCCUCCAGGGUGCGCAAUAUGUACAAGAUCCAGGAGCGGCUGAGGAAGCGCUUCAUCGAGGUUAACAGUUUCAUCAAGGAUUGUGCUGAGAAGAAGAGGGUCGCCGAUAAGACAGCCCAAGGGGAAACCCUCUAUCACAAGGAACUCGGCGAGGACAUUGAGAGCUUUAAGAACUCGAUUGGUGAGUUGAAGGCCUUUCGGGAGGCUCUCAAGGCCACCGUCCAGGAGUUCCAGCCCUACGAGAAAGUGCUCGACGAGGUGGUGAAGGUUUCCGACAUAUUCGUAUCCCCAAAGGACUGUAUGGAUCGCUGUGAUGCACUAAUGCUGGCUCAAGUGGAGAUCAACAAACUGGAGCAUCAAAAACUGAAAGAGAUCGAGAGUAUGAGGCAGAAAAUGGUUAAGAUCACUAAUGAGGCGGCUUUAACUGUCCUGGGCCUAAAGAACGAUCUAGCCAGGCUCGAACGCUCCUAUAACGAGUCCAGAGUCCAGUGCCUAAGAUGGGAGAAGAUUCUGGCUAACACCAAGGACGUCAUCAACGAUAGUUAUAUGGACAAGGAACGCACAGUAGAUGCGAUUGCCAAUCUUAAUCGGAUUCUGUGUCGUCGUCGAGAUAUACCUUUCUUUGCUGGUCGAGGGGAAUUCGGAAAAAUAUUGGAUUUCAUCAAAAAUGAAGUGGAGAUAUUGACUGAAGUCGUAAAGCAGAUCGAAUCUUCUGAUCCGGCCACUAAGCAUGGUGAAUUUAAAGAAGUAACCCUGUGUUAGUCUGAAAAAUCGAUAGUGGUUAUAUAAAAGCUUAAAAACUCGUAAACUUAAUAAAAAUAUAAAAAGAAUUUAGUAAUUAA